Molecule: messenger RNA, 201 nt
Organism: Helobdella robusta
Lineage: Eukaryota; Metazoa; Annelida; Clitellata; Rhynchobdellida; Glossiphoniidae
Exons: 2
Coding region: 1-201 (66 amino acids)
Biological process (GO): post-translational protein targeting to membrane, translocation; protein targeting
Cellular component (GO): membrane; Ssh1 translocon complex
Molecular function (GO): transmembrane protein transporter activity
Source: RefSeq, a predicted model, not a curated record
AUGGACCAAGUAAUGCAGUAUAUUGAACCCGCAAAAACUUUCGCGAAAGACUCAAUAAGGCUCGUUAAGAGAUGUACUAAACCGGAUCGAAAAGAAUUUCAAAAGAUUGCAAUGGCAACAGCAAUAGGAUUUGCUAUUAUGGGAUUUAUUGGAUUUUUUGUGAAGUUGAUCCAUAUACCAAUAAAUAACAUUAUAGUGUAA